GAAACCAGUAAAAUGGUCGAGGGUCAGACAGCGGUUCAACAGCAGCAGCAGCAGCAGCAGCAAUCAUCGGGCACUGGCAGCUCUAGUGCUGGCACUGGCGGUGGCACGGCUGGUGGCGCCUCCGCUGGCGCUGGUGUGGCCAACAGUCAAGCGCAGCAGAAUGGUGGCUCAACGGCCACGGCAACUGCUGUGGCUGCGGCUGCUGCUCCGGCAGCAACAACCAAUAACAAUGCGGCAGCCAACACCAACAGCAACAACAACAACAAUAACAAUGCAGCCACAAACAACAACAACAAUAAUAAUAACAACAACAAUAACAAUAAUAACAACAACAACAAUGAACCGGAUCCAAAAACCAAUUUGAUUGUGAACUACUUGCCACAGACGAUGUCACAGGACGAAAUCCGUUCAUUGUUCGUCAGCUUUGGAGAGGUGGAGAGCUGCAAGCUGAUACGUGAUAAGGUGACAGGCCAAAGUCUGGGCUACGGCUUUGUCAACUACGUGAAGCAAGAGGAUGCGGAGAAGGCUAUUAAUGCAUUGAAUGGUCUACGUCUGCAAAACAAAACCAUCAAGGUCUCCAUUGCGCGUCCCAGCUCGGAGAGCAUUAAGGGCGCCAAUCUCUAUGUAUCGGGUCUUCCAAAGAAUAUGACACAGUCCGAUUUGGAAUCGUUGUUCAGUCCAUACGGCAAGAUCAUAACUUCGCGCAUACUUUGUGAUAAUAUCACUGGUCUCUCCAAGGGCGUUGGCUUUAUACGCUUCGAUCAGCGCUUCGAGGCUGAUCGCGCCAUCAAGGAGCUAAACGGCACCACACCGAAAAAUUCCACCGAACCGAUAACCGUUAAGUUUGCCAACAAUCCCAGCAGCAACAAGAACAGCAUGCAACCGCUGGCCGCCUACAUUGCGCCACAGAAUACGCGCGGCGGACGCGCUUUUCCAGCGAACGCGGCCGCCGGUGCCGCAGCGGCAGCCGCUGCUGCUGCCAUUCAUCCCAACGCGGGCCGUUACAGCUCUGUGAUCUCACGCUAUUCGCCGCUCACCAGUGAUCUAAUUACCAAUGGCAUGAUACAGGGCAAUACCAUAACUAGCUCCGGCUGGUGCAUUUUCGUCUACAAUCUGGCGCCCGAAACCGAAGAGAAUGUGCUCUGGCAGCUGUUCGGUCCAUUUGGGGCUGUGCAGUCGGUCAAGGUAAUACGCGACUUGCAGAGCAACAAGUGCAAGGGCUUUGGCUUUGUCACCAUGACCAACUAUGAGGAGGCGGUGCUGGCCAUACAAUCGCUCAAUGGCUACACGCUGGGCAAUCGGGUACUUCAGGUCAGCUUCAAGACGAACAAAAAUAAGCAAACGUAAUUAUUAACCAAGUUGGCUGCUGUUGUCAAUGCCAAUGCGGCGGCAGCGGCGCUAGCUGCCAAUCGUUUGGUGCUCAAUCAAAGCCACAACAACAACAACAACAACCACAACAAAAACUCGCUGGCAACAACAACAAAAUCGAAUGCAGCAACAACCACAGCGAGCAAUCGUCACAGCAAACCGCCCACAAAUAGCAACAACAACAGCAACAUGACAUCUAUUAGCAACAACAGUAAGAGCACCACCUGCCAUGCCACGCCCCAUAGCGAAAGCGGCGCCAGCUCGACCAGCAACAGCAACAUAUUGAAAACCUCGACGAAAUUCAUCUACAAUAAGCCGCAGAAUCAUUUCGAAUUGCUGCAACAGCAGCUGCAGCUGCAGCAGGAGUUUGCCCAGUUUCUUACCAAUGUGGCUAAUAGUGCAGCUGGAGCCGGUAUCGCUGCCACGCCCAACACACACAACAACAGCAACAACCAUAACAGCAGUAGUCACAGCAACAGCAACAACAACCACAGUACCAGCAGCAGCAACAACGCAGCCAGCGGUUCACAUGCAACGCGGAAUGCGACAAACAGCUCAACAUUGAGCAGCGCAGCAGCAACAGUUGGCAACAACAAGAGCAAUCACAGCCAUAACAAGAACAACAACAACAACUAUCAGUCCUCAUUUAUGCCAUCUUGGUCAAAUUGGUUUUUCUAAUUGAAGCCGAUACUCACCGUCUGCCCUUUUACAUUUUGAACUAUCCUCUUGUUGGUUUGAAUUUGUUCUAAUACGUUUUUUUUUUAAACCUGAGCCCCU
Messenger RNA from Drosophila arizonae, 2145 nucleotides. It is a transcript of the gene Rbp9, whose product is annotated as RNA-binding protein 9. NCBI's taxonomy places the organism in Eukaryota, Metazoa, Arthropoda, Insecta, Diptera, Drosophilidae. Gene Ontology annotation, cellular component: ribonucleoprotein complex. Gene Ontology annotation, molecular function: RNA binding. The record is from RefSeq and is a predicted model, not a curated record.